Messenger RNA from Nematostella vectensis (starlet sea anemone), 2900 nucleotides. Its product is annotated as smoothelin-like protein 1. The record is from RefSeq and is a predicted model, not a curated record. Gene Ontology annotation, cellular component: filamentous actin; microtubule organizing center. Gene Ontology annotation, biological process: actin cytoskeleton organization. The coding region runs from base 239 to 1936 and encodes 565 amino acids. Gene Ontology annotation, molecular function: protein binding. Lineage: Eukaryota; Metazoa; Cnidaria; Anthozoa; Actiniaria; Edwardsiidae. The transcript is spliced from 8 exons.
AGAAUAUUGUCGCUUGAUGGAUUUUCGGCGCAUUGUUCGGUGGUUCUAAAGCGAGCUUCAAAAUAAACACGAGUCCGAUCUGAUUUGCAUUUUUGCAAUAUCGUCUUCGGACCGAGAGCAAGAGCGUAGCGCUGUACAUUUAUCAAACGACACGGGUAUUUUACGGACGGCAAUCCGGUAGCCACGGCACGAUCUCACUCACGGAGCGCGCAGCAUAAACCCGCGCGUAGCGAGAAGCAUGUCGACAGCAGAGGAACUCAGGCAGCAAGAGUCGCAACUGAAAAAUCAGUUGGAGCAAACCCGAAACAUCGACGAGAGACGAAAAAUCCGAGCCGAACUCCGAGCGAUUAAAGCAAAGAAGGACGCACUCGGCGACGACAAUGGCCAAGCCAAGCAAGCAACCGUGUCGAGCAAGGUUGUUAUGACUAUGAACAAACGGUCUGAGGACUUUGAAAACAAAAGUAAACUGAUAGCCAACUCCGAGCAAAUCCAGAUAAAUCUACCUGUUAACCAACAGGGAGAACCCCAUAACAAUAACACUCGCACGACAUUCAAGUUCGAGAUGAGUUCUAACAAGUUUGAGUCAGGACGACGAACGAAUUAUUCUAAUGGUCCCGCGGUAGAGGAGAAGCGCCCGAGGAAAAACCAAGAUGUUAACAAUAACCAGGAUGCGGGGAAAGAGAACAGCGGCAAACCCAUGCGCAUGAGUCGACGCGCAUCCUUAGCCGAGCUGUUCAAGAUUGAAGAGGAUGCGAGUAAGGCACGCAAAGGUGUCACGGCGGUAGCUGCCGCUCCCAAGCCAGAGGCCGGUAGGAGGGCGGUGUCGGCCCAGCCGGUAGGACACCUUGCUCCCCCAGGGGAGGACAAGACCAAGCAGGACCUGAUCCAGAAUUUGGGCCGUCUACGUCAGCGUCGUCGGUCGAUUCGUGAGAUUCAGAACAGAGACGAGCUGGAAGGGCUGAUGUACGUGAAGCAAGGAGAUGCGGUCAAACUGGUCAGCACCACCGAGGGUGAGGAACAGGCGAAAGAGCAACGGCGCAUGCGCAGAAACUCCCGCAAAGAGGAGAUGAUGAAGGUCGAAGAGAAAAAUGAAGUCGAGACGCCGCUUUCGCCAGUGAAAGAAGAAAGUCCUUCUACGAACAAAACUUUUGGUUAUCAAACCGCCCCUGCCGCUCAGAGGUUUGGUGCGCCUAGGGCAGAACCCCCUAUAGGGCGUGGCCGGUUCGAGUCUCAUGCACCCCAACAGGCGCCACCCUCCAGGUUUGCAGGAGGAGGAAGACCACAGCCGAAAUCCUUUUUACCCAAUAAGAAUGAGGAAAUGGAGCCGCCAAAGAAGCUCGGCUCUGUUGCUGAUCGAAUGGCCUAUUUCAGACAGCAGGCUGCCAAGGAGCAAAAGGCAGCAUCAACUUCUAUGCCUGUUAAGAAAGUUCCCGCCCCCGUUUCUCCUGCACAACCCACCCCUCCCUCCCCUGGCCCGACUUCGCCUACCUCACCCAAUGGGAGAGCAUCACUCAAGAAAGCUCCCGAUCCAAGCAAACAACCUCGAGAACUUAAAAAGAAGCCACAAUUGAAACGUCAGAUGUCAGUUUCUUCGCUUAUUCUCACGUGGUGCAAAGACGUCACCGAAGGUUAUAAGGGAGUAAAUAUAACCAACUUCAGUGGAAGUUUCGCUAAUGGCCUUGCGUUUUGUGCGCUUAUCCACAAGUUCAACCCCGACAAGUUUGACUUUGAUUCACUGGACCCAGAGAAUAGACAUUACAACUUCAAGCUAGCAUUUGAAACUGGAGAGUCGGUAGGUGUUCCAGCUCUCCUAGAUGUCGAAGACAUGUUUCGUAUGAAGAAACCCGAGCCUCGAAGCGUCCAAUGUUAUGUACAAAUGAUCUUUAGCAAAUACCGACCUAAAGAUUUGGAUACGUCCAAUCUUAUUAUAGCCUAAUGGGAUACAACAGGGAUCCUGAUAAUCCGGGAUUCAGUUCAAGUAUCUUUAUAAAUUUUAUAGACAGUAUGCCCCUGGCUAUGGCGAAUCCCUCUUUUUCACAUCUCAUAUGUGCCACAGAUAUCCCAACGAUCGGGGACAAAGACACCUUUUACCAAUGCGUACGGUCAUUAGACAGUAUACCACAGGAAAUCCGGAAGAUCUAGGACGAGACAGCGCCUGGCUAGACUACAGAAGACCCGAGAAUCCAAGACUACGAUAAUAUGAAUCCUUAUUAUCUGGGAUAAUGUCUCGUACGCAUCAAGAACUGUGAAGGUGUAAAUCCGGACUAUUUAAUGAUACGUACUGAUGGACAGGUUAAGAAAAUACAACAAGAUGGGUGUGUGUCAAUCCUAAAACUACACAGGGAGUCCAAGCGCCCAGGGUAUAACUUUAGCUACUAGGGUAAAUAACCUUGAAAAGGCUUUCUAAUACUUUCUAAUAUGUUUCUUAUCUUAGUGUAGUUUUUCAGAUUUGAAUGUCCUUGGUCUAAAUCCUUUGAGCAGUUAUGAGGCAAAGUUUAGUUACAAAAACAAGAACUUGAAGACCCUGAUUUUACUAGCAGACUAUCGACUUCAAUCACUGAACUUUAAUCAAUCCUGCAAUGAAUUAGCUUAAUUUGAUUGUUUCAUUUUAUUUAUAGUAUGAAUUGAUCCAUUCUUCCCAAAAUUAUCAUAGUUCUCAAUAUUAAAUAUCAAAUAUUCAUCAAGCAAGGGUCUAGGGUAUUAGUAGAAUGACGUCACAUGCUAUAUCUUUCCUUGGAGUAUAUGUCAAUUUUAUUGCUAAUUCCCAAAUUUUUGUACAUUCAAAGGCAUUUUUUCUACAGUUAUAAUGUAUUAAUAUAAUGUAUUUUUAUAUUUGGUAUAUUUUUGGAAUACCGAAAUGUUUCCUUUAAAGAUCUUUAGAGAAAAUCAUGUGCUUCGUU